Molecule: messenger RNA, 4909 nt
Organism: Microtus oregoni (creeping vole)
Lineage: Eukaryota; Metazoa; Chordata; Mammalia; Rodentia; Cricetidae
Product: E3 ubiquitin-protein ligase NHLRC1
Exons: 1
Coding region: 48-1235 (395 amino acids)
Biological process (GO): protein polyubiquitination; negative regulation of translation; proteasome-mediated ubiquitin-dependent protein catabolic process
Molecular function (GO): ubiquitin protein ligase activity; protein binding; translation repressor activity
Source: RefSeq, a predicted model, not a curated record
GUGACCGUGACUGAGGGCUGCACUGGGGCCGCGGUGCGACAGGAGCGAUGGGGGAGGAGGAGGCGGGGGUGCGGCCCGAGCUGGUGCGCGAGGCGGAGGUCAGCCUGCUGGAGUGCAAGGUGUGUUUCGAGAGGUUCGGCCACCGGCAGCAGCGGCGCCCACGCAACCUGCCCUGUGGCCACGUGGUCUGCCUGGCCUGCGUGGCCGCCCUUGCGCACCCGCGAUCGCUGGCCUUCGAAUGCCCCUUCUGCCGGCGGGCCUGCAGAGCCUGUGACACCAGCGACUGCCUGCCGGUGUUGCACCUUCUGGAGCUCCUGGGCUCCACGCUUCGCGCGUCCCCGGCUGCCCUCAAUGCCGCUCCCUGCGGGCCCAGGGUGCUCACCUGUCACCACGCCUUUGGCGGGUGGGGGACCCUGGUGAACCCCACGGGGCUUGCACUGUGUCCCAAGACCGGACGGGUCGUGGUCGUGCACGAUGGUAAGAGGAGGGUCAAGAUCUUUGACUCCGGAGGAGGAGGUGCACACCAGUUUGGAGAGAAGGGGGACGCAGCGCAUGACGUGAAGUACCCACAGGACGUCGCUGUCACCAACGACUGCCACGUGGUUAUCACCGACGCUGGCGACCGCUCCCUCAAAGUAUUUGAUUUCUUCGGCCAGAUCAAGCUGGUUGUGGGAAAGCAGUUUUCCCUGCCUUGGGGUGUGGAGAUCACCCCUCAGAACCAGGUCCUGAUGACUGACACAGAGGCAGGAACCUUGCACCUGCUGGAAGUGGACUUCCCUGAAGGGGUCCUUCGGAGGACUGAGAGAUUGCAGGCUCAACUCUGCAGUCCCCGUGGGGUGGCUGUGUCUUGGCUCACCGGGGCCAUCGCAGUCAUAGAGCACCCCUGGGCCUUGGGGACAUCAGGCAACAAUACACGGGUGAAGGUGUUCAGCGCCACUAUGCAGCUGAUUGGCCAGGUGGACAGCUUCGGACUGAACCUCCUCUUUCCCUCUAAAAUAACUGUCUCAGCUGUGACCUUCGAUCCCCAGGGAAAUGUGAUUGUCGCAGAUACCUCCGGACCAGCCAUCAUAUGCUUGGGGAGACCUGAGGCGUUUCCGGCCCUGAAGCCCAUGAUCACACACGAACUUUCUCGUCCUGUGGCACUGACCUUCACCAAGGAGAAUUCUCUUCUUGUGCUGGAUUCGGCUUCCCACUCUGUAAAAGUCUUUAAAGUGCUCGAGGGUAAUGGAGGGUGAUGGGGACCCGCGGUCCUGGAGUUAGAAGUCCUGGUGUCCUUAGGCGUGAAUUGCACCCUGCAUGAGUCACUGCCCCUCGUCCAUCCUGGCAGGAAUAAUGGGACCUGCCUGGCCGAAGUGCUGGGUGUGAGACAGUUAUUGAAGACUAAUAAUUAAAUUUGUCAUUUAGUGAACGUCUGUACCCCCUGUUAAGAAAUGAGCAAGUCUUAGCUCGUGGGCUCCUUAACACGAAGAGAUGUGAUUUUUGUUAUUAGUCCCAUUUCAGAGAUGAGAAGGCAGAUCCAGAGAAUUUCGUAUGAUGUCCUCGAGUCGUUUGUACUGGGACAGUCACAACUGAACUCAUUCUGACUGCAAACCCCUUGCUCUUAAAUAUGAUGCCAGAUGUUAAAAAAAUGUGAGUAUGUCCUAUGUAUGUUCCCCCUACACGUAGCUAACUGGUUAAGUGCACCAAGAACCAAAAGAAAGGGGUCUCCGUGGAGUUUUCAGGAGGAAAAGGAUUGUGUUUGGGUGUCAGUCACCUUUAUCUGGGAGCUUCCCCAAUGGCAGAGUAGACAGAUUAUUACUGAUCCCAAGACUUGAAUAAGAAACACAGUUGAAGUCUUGCUUAUAAGGCAAAUGCAGUCUAGUUGCUCUCCAUAAAACCCUGGGAGGAGACUGUGCGCCUCCUCUACGGAUCCUGUCUGGAGUCUAGUUGGUAGUGUGUGCCAGAAAUCCCAGCUUGAGAAGAUGUGGAGCUCAAUGCCAUCCACAGCCACCGAGUUUGAGGGUAGCCUGGGCUACAUGACAUUCUGUCCUUUUUCGAUAGGUGCCAGUGUUUCCUCCUCCACAGGCACUGGGUACAUCCCUGAGUGAUGUUUGAGCAAAGCCUCCAGAGCCACUGCCUGCUAGUGGCAUGGACAGCUGAGACUCUUCUGUUAAUUAGGAGAUGCCCUCCCAGCACGUUCAUGGCAGGAAUGGUUUCGUUUGCUGUGUGGUCCUCUCUGCCGCCUAAAGUCCUUUGUGAUGGGAGUUUUCUCUGUGCGCUUUAAAAUGUGGUUCUGACGCUGUCUGCUCAAUAAACAGUUGCCUCGUCCUUUUUGAGCACUGAAGCAUGACCUUGGCCCAUGCAAGGGCUCCUUAAUGCUGCAAUUAAGGAAAGGAGUAGGAGGAAAUUUGGGUGAAGUGUUGAUCCUCUGUAUGCUUUAUUAUUUUUUUUUAAGCAAGUGCAAAAAUCUUUGAGUUGAAAUGAUACCGAAUAACUUAAAGCUCUGAAGCAGCAGGGAAAUGUUUUCUGGGGGCUGCUCUCAAAAGGUGACGGUUUGCUUUAGAUAGUAAUGGAUACCUUGUCAGCAAAAACGGUAUUCUUUUAGCCAAAGAGGCUGUUUGCUUCUGAGACAAGGUCUUGUAUGUCCUAGACUGGCCUUGGACUUGCUCUGUAGCGAAGGAUGACCUUCAACUUCGGAUCCUCCUGUGUCCACCUCCCAAAUGCCGGAUGACAGGCUUGCACUGAAAGGCCUGGGGAGGUAGAGAGAACCCAGGGCUUCUACCUGCUAAGCAAGCCCCUCUACCCACUGAAUUACAAAGAGUUUUAAGAGAGAUAUUGUAUCCACUGAAGGUCACCCCGAAGGUAUGAGUGAGAUAUCUUCCAAAAGACAUGAAAGCUGACAUUAGGAGCCCAAAAUGAAAGCCCAGCUCCCAUGCCAGUCCAUAAAAAUUCAUGUUGCUUUUAUUUAAAAGUUAUUACACUUAUUUACUCAGUGUGUGGGUGUGCAUGCCAUCCUGUGUGUGGAGAUCAGCAGACAGCUUGAGUGAGUCUGUUCCUUUCUGCCAUCUUCUGGGACCUGGGGAUUGAACUCAGGUCAUUGGCCUUGGUGGCAAGCACCUUUACUCCCAACUCAUCCUCCUCUCCCAUCCCCGCCCCCACUGCUGCUUUCCCUGCUCCCAUCACAUAGCACCGACAGUAGCAUCUUGGGUAUCCCACAGCACCGUCGGUCCUCUAGUGGGAACUCCAGUGGUUGAUUUCUCCCCGUCACUUGUCCUUCAGCUGGAUAUGGUGGCACAUACCGAUCGAUAAUCCUAGCACUUAGUUUUCUGAGGCCAGCUUGGGCCACAUCGUCAGAUCCUGCCUCAAACAAACAAGACUAAAUAAAUCCUCACCGGUGGACGAGUGACUUCACAGCUAUUUUGAAGGUAGAACAGCAAAACUCCUAGAGGGAAAUAUGAGUUCACUGGCGAGGAGGGCAACUGUGGAUUGGUCUUAUAAUGUUUUCCUUCCGAACCACGGCAUUUCGACGACGUUAGUGUUCAUUGACCCAAUUCAAAAGAUUUUUUUUUUAAAGAAAAAUUAUCAGUCACAUUUUUUAGCCUACGCUCUAUGGUGUAUCUUUAAGGGAGCAUAUCCAGCACCCAGGGUGGUUGUGAGGAGUGGCUUGUCACCAGGUGGAGAGUCAGCUGUGGGUUUGAACACCGGGCCAGCGUACCCUGGAGAUGUGAUGACUGUAACUGGUGCACUUGGUAACAGCUUGUCUUCCUUGGGAAUAGGGUGGGUCAGGGUACACACCAAGAAGCAUCUAGGGCAGCUCUUCCUGCGAGUCAGUGUGAUACGGAGCAGUUUGUCUGUUCUGCGUCUCCAAGGGUCCUCAGCUGAGGGACUCAUGUCAUCAAUUUGUGACGUGGAUCUAAAUUUUGUCUUCUGUGCCAAGUUCUUUAAAGCACACUGAACUCCAGGUGGCUAAAGGUGUUGAGGAGUCCUCAGAUAAUCAAGAAGAAAUGGUUCCGGCAGACCACACAGGGUGCCAGCGUGAUGGGGGAGAGAUGGAAUGGGACAAGAACAUAUGACCAGGAGUAAAGAACAAGAGAAAUGAAUUCUUCCAGGACACCAGUGAUGGCCAUCUAGUGACCGCAGAAGCAAACACAGUGCCUGCUUCAGCUCUCUGUCACCUUCCACCUCUUCCCCUCGGGCAUUGUCGGCUGAUUUUGACCUCACUCUGCUCGCUUGCUAGACCUGGCUUUCCCCAUCGUUUGCCUUUGGCAUUUUCUAAGAAUUGUUUAAUCUUGACUCUCUCCUGCAGCCGCCCUAGCUUUGGUGCCGAGGGCUGAAACCAUCAAACUUGGUAGGUCCUUGUUUAGACCUCUCAGGGUUCCACUUGGAGGGGGUGCAGACCCCUCUGGAGAUUAGCUAAAUGAACCUUUGAGGAAUAAGUGUAAUUCCAUAUAUAUCAGAAAAAUGAGCAAGAACCGCUGAUGGUCACAGAUUUAAUGUUCCUUACGCUUGGCCCAGACAAAAGAAAUACACCCUGGGGACAAGCCAGAUCACAGUGAGAAGGCUCUAGGCAGAGAAAAAAAAACCCACUAGAGUACUUGCGUGAGGAUGCAUUUGUUGUGGGAUAAUCUUUUUUGUACACUUUGAAGAUGCAUCUGCCUAAAGCAGGUUGGUUUAAUAAAGUGCUGAAUGGCCAAUAGCUAGGCAGGAUUAAAUAGGUGGGACUUCUAGGGGGAGAGAAGGGAACUCAGGAAGAAUCUGAGGUGCAUUGAAUUAAGCAAGCAAGAUGCAGAGCAAGUGGGACCUAUGGUAUAGAUGAGAGGUAAUGAGCCAUGUAGCAGAAUGUAGAUUAAUGUAAAUGGGUUAGUUUAGGUUAUAAGAGCUAGUUGGGAACAAGCCUAAGCUAAGGCCAAACAUUCAUAAUUAAUAAGAA